AUGUCCACGCAAAAUCUCAAGGCUGCUGACGGUUCGGGCAUUGUGCCCGACAAAAUGGCCGUAUUUCAAGAAUGCUUGCAGCAAUUCAAUGCGCUGCCCGUCAACACCAAGAAGUGUCGCCAACUCUUGGCAAAGUUAUUGAGGUUGAUUUACCAAGGCGAGCAAUUUCCGCUGCAAGAGUCCACGACUUUGUUCUUCUCAAUUUCGAAGCUCUUCCAGCACAAGGACACAGCUUUGCGCCAGUUGGUCUACUUGACCAUUAAAGAGCUUGCGGCUUCGUCGCAGGAUAUUUUAAUGGUGACUUCGUCCAUUAUGAAGGACAUUCAAUCAGGAGACUUGAUUUACAAGCCCAACGCGAUCAGAACAUUGUCAAAAGUCUUGGACCCAACCACUGUUUCUGCCUCCGAGCGGUUGUUCAGAAACUGUCUUGUGGACAAAAAUCCGAUUGUGUCGUCUGCGGCAUUGAUCUCCUCGUACAAUUUGUUGCCUAUUGCAAAAGACGUCGUGAAGCGGUUUUCUAACGAAACAUUGGAAACUAUUCAGUCGUAUAAGCAGUUUCCAGCGAAUCAAUUCCAGUUGCACGAGUACUACGGCAGUGCCACAACCAACUUGCCAACAAACUCAUACAUGUACCAGUACCACGCGUUGGGUUUGUUGUAUCAGUUGAGAAACCACGACAAAAUGUCGUUAAUGAAGCUCAUUACCUCAUUGCACGAAGGCUCGUCUUUGAAGAAUUCAUUGUCGAUUAUUCAGCUCAUCAGGUACAUAAACAAAGUGUUGACCGAUGACGGGUCUUUGAGCUCGCACUUGUACCCAAUCUUGGCCAGUUUCUUGAAACACAAGUCUGACAUGGUUGAGUUGGAAGCCUGUAAAACUUUGAUCAGUUUACUGCUGCUAGUUCCGGAUGACGGAUAUAUGGCUGUUAUCCUCACCUUGCAAAAAUUGUUGACAGUUCCACGCACUGCCACCAGAUUCGCGGCUGUCAGAUUGAUUAACAAGGUCUCUUUGAAACAUCCCGAGAAGAUCUUGGUUGUGAACUUGGAAUUGGAAGGUUUGAUUAAUGACCCCAAUAGAUCGGUCUCGACAUUGGCCAUUACAACUCUUUUGAAGACAUUGGGUGCAGGUACAGUCGAGUCGACGAGCUCUGAGAGUGUUGACAGAUUGAUCUCUAAAAUGACAUCUUUGAUGGACGAAAUCACCGAGGACUUCAAAGUCGUCAUUAUCGAUGCCAUCGAAAACUUGGCAUUGAAAUUUCCUUCCAAGCAUAAAAAGUUAGUGGCUUUCCUCUCUGACUUGUUGAGAGACGAUGGCUCUUUGCAAAUGAAAUCAAGAAUCGUGGAAGCAUUAUUCGACUUGAUUAAAUACUUGCCAGAUGAGAGCGCCAAACAGCUUAUCUUGAUGAACUUGUGCGAGUUCAUUGAGGAUUGUGAGUUCACUGAAUUGUCUGUUCGCAUCUUGCACUUGUUAGGAGACGAAGGCCCCAAGAUGUCAAAUGCUUCCUACUACAUCAGACACAUAUACAACAGAUUAGUCUUGGAAAAUUCGAUCGUGAGAUCCUCGGCUGUAAUUGCGCUCGCAAAGUUUGCCGCUGUAUGUGAAGGAGAGAUUUCCAGAAAUGUAAAGAUUUUGUUAAGCAGAUGCUUAAAGGACGUUGAUGAUGAAGUUAGAGACCGUGCUACCCUUUCGUUAAGCUUCAUUGACAAUCAGAAGACCAAACUCAUUGUUAACGAUUCGAAAUAUAACUUGGCGGCUUUGGAAAGCAAGUUGACCAACUAUCUUAAAGAUGAGAACAAUUUUUCGUCGAGCUUCGACAUAAGUGAGGUUCCUCUUCUCACGUUUGAUGAGGUGAAAUCUUUGGAGUACAACAAGAAACUCAACAAAUUGGAGAACGCAGCGGAAGGUGCUACACAAUCAGAAAAUGGCGACAUGUCAGGAAACUCCAAUUCUCGCAACUCGGAAUCGGCGAAGCCAGACUCUGCCGAUGAAUAUUUGAAGCAGCAAGAAUAUGCUAUGGCGUUGGCUCAAAUUCCCGACUUUGCCGAUUACGGUAAAUUGACCAAGUCCUCAAGCCACUCGAUUUACCUUACUGACAAGGAGAAUGAGUUUGUUGUCACUGCGCUCAAACACUUUUUCAUGGACACUCAAAAACUUGUCAUUCAAUAUGUCAUUACCAACACCUUGUCUACAUUAGUUUUGCAGGAUGUUUCCUUGAUUGUGCAGCCUGACAACGCAUUGUAUCAGGAGGACUUUGUGAUUCCUUUGGCGGAAUUGAGACCCGACCAGACAGGGAGUGUGUAUGUUUCUUUCUCCACGCCUGCGAUCGGUGAUGAUGAUAUAUUGGCGGCUUUCGGCAACACAAUCAGCUACAACAGCAAAGAUGUUAUCGAUGAAAAUGGUAACAUUGAUCCAGCUGACGAGGGAAUAGAAGAUGAGUACCAGGUCGAAGACUUGGAGGUCAAUGCCGGAGACUUCAUCAGUCCUCUCUACAACUCCAAUUUCACCAGUGUCUUCGAGCAAUUGCCAUAUGAAGAUAGCAGCGUCGUCACGGUUGGUGGUGUGACGAGCAUCGAGAGUGCGGUCUCAAAGCUUCUCAAGACAUUCAAUUCUAUGCCCUUGGACGGGUCCGACUAUGUACCCUCAGACACGACCUCUCAUGUCUUGAAGACAAUGGGUAAAGAUGUCUGGGGCGGAAGAGUGGGUGCACAAAUCAGAUUGGCAUGCACAGGGAAAAAGGUCGUCGCCAAAUUGCAAGUUAAGGCUGAAACAGAAGGCUUUGCCGAAGUUGUGGCCAAUGGGGCGACGUAA
Metschnikowia bicuspidata var. bicuspidata NRRL YB-4993 is the source of this 2805-nucleotide messenger RNA. RefSeq names its product coatomer subunit gamma (gene SEC21). NCBI's taxonomy places the organism in Eukaryota, Fungi, Ascomycota, Pichiomycetes, Serinales, Metschnikowiaceae. The transcript has a single exon. The coding region runs from base 1 to 2805 and encodes 934 amino acids. Gene Ontology annotation, molecular function: structural molecule activity. Gene Ontology annotation, cellular component: COPI vesicle coat; endoplasmic reticulum-Golgi intermediate compartment; endoplasmic reticulum. Gene Ontology annotation, biological process: protein secretion; endoplasmic reticulum to Golgi vesicle-mediated transport; intra-Golgi vesicle-mediated transport. The record is from RefSeq and is a predicted model, not a curated record.